Messenger RNA from Peromyscus eremicus (cactus mouse), 4291 nucleotides. It is a transcript of the gene Gpr156, whose product is annotated as G protein-coupled receptor 156. Bases 133 to 2538 code for a protein of 801 amino acids. Gene Ontology annotation, molecular function: G protein-coupled GABA receptor activity. Gene Ontology annotation, cellular component: G protein-coupled receptor heterodimeric complex; membrane. The record is from RefSeq and is a predicted model, not a curated record. Gene Ontology annotation, biological process: gamma-aminobutyric acid signaling pathway; G protein-coupled receptor signaling pathway. The transcript is spliced from 9 exons. Lineage: Eukaryota; Metazoa; Chordata; Mammalia; Rodentia; Cricetidae.
UUCACCCUGGAUCUGGAGUCUGGAGGCAGCUCUGAGAUGGGGCCCCUGAAGGGAAGACUUGGGUCGUGUCUGCAUCCUUGCCAGGGAGUAGCCAAGACUGCGUAGGCGCCCACAGAGGGAGCAUGUGGUGACAUGGAUCCGGAAAUCAGCUGCUCUGAAUUUUGUGACAGUUUUCCCGGCCAGGAGCUGGAUCGGAGACCCCUUCAUGAUCUUUGCAAGACAACCAUUACUGAUUCGCAGCCCAGCAGCGCAGACGUCUCUCCCCUGUCUCCCGCCCUCUUGGGUAUUGUUUGGACUUUCCUCAGCUGUGGACUGCUUCUGGUGCUCUUCUUUCUCGCUUUCACAAUUCGCUGCAGGAGGAACAGGAUUGUGAAGAUGUCCAGCCCCAAUCUGAACAUUGUGACCUUACUGGGCAGUUGUCUGACUUACAGUAGUGCUUACCUUUUUGGGAUUCAAGAUACUUUUGUGGGGAAUUCAGUGGAAGCACUCAUUCAGACGAGACUGUCCAUGCUGUGCAUUGGGACGUCCCUCGUGUUUGGCCCUAUUCUGGGCAAGAGCUGGCGACUCUACAAGGUGUUUACCCAGAGGGUCCCGGACAAGAGAGUGAUUAUCAAAGACCUGCAGUUGCUGGGCUUGGUAGCAGCCCUGGUGGUGGCUGAUGCAAUCCUGCUUGUGACCUGGGUGCUGACUGAUCCCAUCCGGUGCCUCCAGAUCCUUGGUGUCAGCAUGAAGGUGACAGGGAGAGAUGUGUCCUGCUCUUUGACCAACACACACUUCUGUGCUUCACAGUACUCCGAUGUCUGGAUUGCUCUGAUUCUGGGAUGUAAGGGGCUGCUGCUGCUGUAUGGCGCUUACCUGGCUGGCCUGACCAACCAUGUCAGCUCUCCUCCAGUGAACCAGUCCUUGACCAUCAUGGUCGGAGUCAACCUCCUGUUACUCACCGCCGGGCUCGUUUUCGUGCUCACCAGAUACUUGCACUCCUGGCCCAAUCUAGUCUUUGGAUUCACAUCUGGAGGGAUCUUCGUUUGCACAACCACCGUGAACUGCUGCGUGUUCCUCCCCCAGCUGAAGCAAUGGAAGGCUUUUGAAGGGGAAAACCAAACAAUCAGAAGAAUGGCCAAAUAUUUCAGCACCCCUAGCAAAAGCUUCCACAGCCAGGUUGAUGAGGACCAGAACUGCCACUUGAGGGACGAGAAGAGCUGCAUGGAGAGGCUCCUUACAGAAAAAAACGCAGUGAUUGAAAGCCUGCAAGAACAAGUCAACAACGCCAAGGAGAAGCUAGUGAAGCUGAUGUCUUCCGAGUGCACCUAUGACUCCCCAGAGUGGGCUGUCCCAGCUGCAGCCUCUGCCCAGGGACUGGCUGAUCAGGGACCUUCAGAACACCCUGCUGCCUCUGAGAAUGCUAUUAGCCCAGCAGCCGCUGAGGACUCCCUACCCGCCUCAGUGGCCUCCCAGCACAAGCAGAGCCCUGGGGCAUCUAGAAGGGACACCAGUCCCUCCCCAGACCAAAAGGACAACGUGACUUUGAAACAGUUUUGUGAUCAUGCGGACAUGGGUUGCAGCCGGAAGCCACAGGCUGAACAAUGUGAGGAUCCAGAAAGAGGAGACCAGGGACCCAUGGCCCCCAGGCAGAGCCUCAUGGCAGAUGGAGUGGGCUGUGAAUCCCAUAGGCCCAAGCAGCGGAACUCAGAGGAACUCCCAGAGAGGCUACCUCGGGUCAGUUCAGUGGUCAGGGAGAAGCUUCAGGAAGUCCUCCAAGAGCUGGACCUGGGCGCCGAGGUUCCCCUUACGCCACUACCUUGUUCCCAGCAGCUUUGGAAGAGCACCACUUCCCGCAGCCCCCGGAAGCUGUCCCCAUCUAAACUGGGUUUCAGCCCAUACGUGGUGAGGAGGCGACGGGCCGCCCAGCGGGCUCGCUCCCACUUCCCUGGCUCCGUGGCCCUCAAUACGGGGCAUCAGGCAAAUAGGACGGCUGUCUCUGAUGCACAAAGUGGGCUGGUUGUGCAGAGCCGGGACAGCCCCACGCUGGACCACCAAAAUGCAAGGUCCAAGAUACCAAGGUCCUCUUCCGUAAAACCGUCACCGCUCCCAGAUCCUCAUCGGAGACGGAGUGCCCUGGCGGGUAGCAAACGAUGCCAGUCUGAGCCUCAGGGGGCCGAUAAAGGCGAUGUAAACAUUCCUGGCCAACCUUCUGCUUCUGCUCCGGCACAAAGUCUCGCUGCUGCCCCAUGCCUACCCUCUUCCCCAGGUCUGCCCAGGCAGCGUCAGCCUCGACCCCUUGUGUCCCCUGGCUGUCCUUCCUCUUCUUCUGGCUGCUACAACCUUGACAGUGAGUCCAGCAGCUCAGAUGAGUUUUUCUGCCGCUGCCACCGGCCCUACUGUGAAAUCUGCUUCCAGAGCUCUUUGGACUCCAGUGACAGUGAUACAUCAGACAGCGACCUUGAGCAAGCUCCGGGACUAGCCUCCUGGGAAAAGUUGUGGGCCCGCUCCAAGCCUGUGGUGAACUUCAAAGAUGACUUGAAGCCCACCCUAGUGUGAGAAACCGCGAGGUGGGGCUGGCCACAGAGCUCAGUCUGGGUCCGGCAGAAACAGGGAUCAUGGGAAGAGAGCCAGAGCUCCGUCUUUGAGGACCAGAUCAGCACCACGCCUUGACCAGCCUCGACUCUGUUUCUGCUGUUUCAUUCUUCCGUUGAGGACUUCUUGGUCUUUGAACGGAAGGGCAUUGCCCAUCCGGCUACUACCUCAGCAUUACUGUGAGGAGCUCUGGUGAGGGACCGAGGUGCUAAAUGAGCAGACAGAGUUGUCCAUUCAGCUCCGCCUGUAUUCUGUGAAAGUCUGAAUGUAUACCAAGUGGCUGGGUAGCUGGAUGGACAGAAAGAUGGGGAGGUGGGUGGGAGAAUUCUGCAGAACCACUGUGACUCAUCAAACUAGCCUUUCAGUGAACAGGCCUGCCAGGUAGAUAAGUCUACACCUUUAUCCCGCCAACUCAUAGGAAGGGUGACUUGCUUUCUGCUGAAGGCGGUAAGCGGCACUCUUCCGGGGUCCCAGCUUCCGGUUCAAGUCAGUCCAGCACUUCCUACUCCAUUUCUUCUUGUCCACCCGCCAUCAUGGUACCCGCUCACUAUGAUCCCCAACACAGUUUCCUACCAUGUGCUCACAGGCUUCUCGGGUUGCUUUCCUGGGUUCAGUAGUCCCUGGACCCUGUCCCCUGCUCUCUGCCAGUAACACAGUGUUCUACUUGAGCACAUUACAGUCUGGCUUGGGAGACUUACUGGUCAAGAAGUACCUUUAGUACAAAUGAGGUUACAUGACCACCAAAGAUACAUAAACCUAGAAACAAAAUGGAGAAAUAGAAAAGAAGAAAUGAAGGACCCACACCUUUAAUCCCAGCACUCAGGAGGCAGAGGCAGGAGGAUCUCUGUGAGUUUGAGGCCAACCUGGUCUGCAGAAUGAGUUCUGAGACAACCAGGGCUGUGUAGAGAGACCCUGCCUAAAAAAAAAAUAAAAUAAAAUAAAAAAGGAAGAAAGAAAAGAAGGCAACAGGUUGUGAAAAUUUCACCUGAGUGUGGCUUGGUACUUGCAAUACCAAAUUUUAGUAGUUCCUAAUGGUAAUCCUUUAAAAUAGACGCUCUUAUUUCUGCAGCUAGGGACCAUUGGGCUUGGAGAAAUCAACACUAUCAUGCUGGAAAGUGACUAGUGGAGAAUUUGCACACAGUGCUGAUGGCUGAUGGGUUUCCCCAGGGACGCAUGUCUCUAUUCCUUCUUCUGGAAGUGGCAGGCAAGAUUUAGGAGAAAGCUGAACAAGGCAGAGUGAGUUUCCAAGAUGUGCUCACCCUGCAGUCUCAGAGGACAAAACCAGGUUCUUCACUCCCUCUUCCCACUUCUGGGGCACAGCUGCAGUUCCAGAUCCAUGGAGCUGGUAAAGAGUGAGUUCCAGGAACCCACCUGCCACUGAUGCUUCAGGAAAGGCAAGUGGGUCCACUUCGAUGGUUGCUUAACCCGUCAGCUACAGCCUGUGCUGCCGUACUGCGUCUGCGCCUGCGUCUGCAUGUGUGUGUGGGUUGUAUGAAGGAGCUGGGGUUUGGUGGGGCGGCAUUGGACACUAAACAUCUCACAGAUGUAUCUCGGACUCUCAGGGCCUGCCGACACCUCAUGAGCCCCCGGGUGCUUAGCCACGGAGGCCCUGCUGGCAGGACCACAUCUUCCGCUGUCUACUGUUCAGUACCGAUUCCAUAAUUUAUUCUGUGUAGAGGGUUGAAGUUUCCGUGUGUGUUGUUUGUAUGACGACCAA